AUGGCCCAGCACGCAGAUGCUGCACGGCGGUGGCUGCAGCACAUGAAGCUGCUGCGUUACCGGGCUCGCUCAUGUUUUCAUUUCAAUCACGUAUUGCUCUCUAAUGUGUCUCCUUCCCAUUACCGCAACUACACGAUCUCAACACUUCCUGGCAGCUCUAGCAGCAAACACGAAAGCUUGGUCACAAGUGUACCCAAUCAACAAGCGUUACAGCGCAUACGAUGGCUCUUGAAACAGCCACAACGUCGUGUAUUGCUGCUAACAGGUAGUUCAGCUUCUGAAUCGUCUGUCCGCGCAGAGCUGGAGCGGGAGUUGCCUGCAUUCGAGCUGGAGCGGCGUGGCCACGGCAUCUUUGGCGUCAGCGAGUUCUGCCAGCUGCUUUUGCGCGAAAGCGGACGCAACCGUCGAGUCUUUGGUCGUGCGCAGUUGAUGGCGCUAAUAUUGCAUAAUGAUCUGGUGCUGCAGCCUGGUCCGUCUCGACUGGAUGCCGCGUCGACGCUCCAGAGACGCAAAGGCGCACAAGAUUUGCUGCACCUCUUUCAGCUGCUGGAAAAGCAAGGAGUUUUGGCGGAUCAGUACUUGGCGUUAGCAGCUACAGCUGAAGACGGCGAUCAAGUGCUUGCUCAGAAGCUGGCUGAGACGUACCGGAAGUAUCACGAACUUCUUUUGCAGCACGGUGCCACAUCCUGGGAAGGACUCGUGUUGGAAAUGAUGACAAUGUGUGGUGUGAAUAAAGGAGACACUGUAGUGGAAAAUGCUCUGGCGAAAGAGUUUGCUCGGACGGUGCUGCAAGAUUAUACGGACGUGGUGGCGGACGAUGUGCAGAGGAUGACACCGGCCAUGGCGAUGCUUGUGGGGCAUCUGUGUGGUCAACCAAGUGUUCAGUAUAGUGCCAGCUUCAGCCGGGUACUGCUCGAAGAAGAAGACUGCUCGCGAAUGCAGAUUUUAGAACGGCAGUUGGUGCUUGCGGCAGCAGAUACAGGUCGCGAACGUACUCUGAAACGUACCGAGUUAGACGCCAACCGCGAGAUUUCGGAGAAGAGUGCACAGAUGCGGGCGUUUGCACGGCAGCUUUUGACGAAACGUGCUGGCGUUAGUUGCGACGUGCAAUCGCCAGUUCCGUUUGAGUGCUGGCGCUUUAGUACUGCUGAAACGGAGGUGAGGACUGUCAGCGCAUAUCUCGCACGAAAAACGGAGUCCAUGAAUGCCACGGUGCUAUGUCCCACGCAUGCAGAUGCACGUCGAAUCGUGUUGGCAUUUCAGAAGCAAGGGCUGUUAGCUCGAAUUGAUGGCGAAUCGAGUUCAGUACCAAGUAGCUCAACUGGUACGCCCGUCCAUCUUUUCGACGAGCCCGGUGUGAACGCGGUGUAUUCGUUACUUUGUGCGUUGUGCUUCCCGAGCGACUCGCGUUAUCUUUACAACGUUUUGCGCUCCAACUUCUUUGCUUUCCCGGCUGAGCUUCUUUCGUGGUUGAUGCAGCAAGAGCACCAGAGCCAUACUGAUUUGUUUUCAGUCCUCGAAGCUUUCGUAGAAUCUCACGGCAAGUCGCUCGGCACAUCUCCUGAAGGGCAAGAGAAGGAGCUGCCUAAAGCAGUGUCUUGUCAGCGCAAGAUCAGCUUGGAGAUUGCUGAGUCAUUUGUAAACAUCAUCGUGCAUCUUCGUACAAAGUGCCACCAACUAUCUGCGGCUGAGGUCGUCCAGAGUUUCUUGGAAGCUACAGGACGACUGGAGGUGCUACUGAGUCCUAGCUCUUGGGAAGAGGAGCGUGAGUCGUUGGUUCUGGCUGAUUUCUUACGAGAACUCGAGACUGCGCAAAAGGUUACGAUGAGUGAUCAGAUACCGUUUGUGGUGCCAUACUUACAGCAACUACGGAAGGCCAACCUAACUUCAUCCGCUUCAUGGACAGGUUCACCAGACGUCAAUGUGGAUGCUCGUAUUCGUGUAAUCCCACUGACAGCAUACGCGCUACAAUCUUGUGCUUCUUCGCAACCUGAUGGUGAGGAAGGCCGCAAGCAUGUGCUGGUGCUGAUGUCAAUGCGCGACAGCAAGUUCCCCGGGCGGAUGAAACGACUCACGUUGCCACUCCCGUAUGGUCUGUUAAGUGAACCGUUUCCGGUGCAAACGCGUGUCGAGCAUCUGGAACAGUGCAAACAGCUCGCUUACGAAGCCCUGACCCUUCGCACUUAUGACGAGGUGGUGCUGUCUUUUACUGAGCUAUCCGAUACCGCUGUAUCCAAGCGCGAGGUAGUAAGCCGCACUUUUCAACCGAUCUGGCACGAAGGGAACCGACCAGCUCCAGUGAUCGACAGAACCAGCGAUAGCAAUGGAAGUGCUAGUGUAAGCGGUGCUGCAUCGCCAUCGGACGGCACUUCAGUGGAAGCUUUGGCAGCAAGCAAGUCCGUUGCUACAGCCAACGCAACUCCUCAACAACCCAAGACGUCUAGCGAUUGGAUUUCAGACGUGGCGGGGCUCUUGCGCGACUUUGUAGCUCGUUUGUUCUUUCCGAACACACCUCCUGGGUUGCUACAGUCUGCUGUGGACAAAUUUACACGAAGGAAGAGUGGCGAUGAUGACCUCGAUAGGUGUCACCCUGACCAAGAUGAACCGUUCGUGAUACAGUCAACGACGUCAAGGUCGGAUCUGGACUGUGAGAGGCCUGCGCGUAGUCUAAGCACGGACACUCGUCUCUCGUCGGAGUUAGCACCGAGCAAAUCAUACGACCCACCGCACUUAUCGUAUUCUCAAAUCUCGGAAUACAUGCGUUGCCCGCAUCGGUACUAUCUGAGCCGCGUCGUCAAGCUGAAUGGGGACGUAACGACUCCGAUGAUGUUCGGGCGCGCGCUACAUGAAGGCAUAGCUGCUUUCGCCAAAGCGCUAGCUGUUGCGCAGCUGAAUGGCAAGGAUCCGCACGAAGUGAAGACGCUUGCUGCACUUGAAGCUGAAGAGGCUUUUACGCAAUCCUGGCCAGGUGAUGGGCAUGGUCUCUUCAGCUCCAAAGAGCAGUCUUCUUUCCUUUUCGACCGAGGCGUGAUGGCAUUACGGGACUUCAUUGAAAUGCACCACAGCGACACGCAGUUGGAGGAGAUCCUCUACGUGGAGCGGGCGUUUUCUUUCUACGUCCCCGAAGCCAACGUGGAACUGCGAGGUGUCUGGGACCGCAUCGACCGUGUUUCCAGCCCAAAUGACGACGAAUCGUCGUUGCACGUCGUCAAGGAGUUCAAGUCCAACAUGAGCGGCACCCGACGCAAUAUGAGCAAACUAGCGGACGAGAGCUUACAGCUCAAGAUGUACAUGUACGCUUUCCACAAGGUUUUUGGUGAGGCACCGUAUGGAGCCAAACUGGAACAGAUCGGCGGUACCUACAGCCAGCAGCCGAAUAGCAUUGUUUCCAAGAGCAGAAAAGAAGAGAAUGGCAGAGCAGGAGCACACAAUAACGGCUUUGUGCUCUUCUCGAAAGAAGCAGCACAGGAAGCCAAAGAUGCUGUUGUUGAGGUUGCGUCGGGCCUGCGUCGCGGAGAGUUCACACCCAAGCCAAGCUACGCCGAGUGCGCAUUCUGUCCCUAUGCAGAGUCUGCCUGCCAUUUCGCCACUGAUGAUGCGUCACACGAACGUCAAUCUGCAAGAAGAACUCGGUUGGAAGUUGAAGGAUGA
This is a messenger RNA of Peronospora matthiolae, 3651 nucleotides long. The record is from the annotation of a GenBank genome assembly. NCBI's taxonomy places the organism in Eukaryota, Oomycota, Peronosporomycetes, Peronosporales, Peronosporaceae.